GCGGCGGCGGCGGCGGCGCUGCGAGCCCGCGGCCAAGGGAGCCUGCGCGCGGAACAUGGCUGAGAAGCAGAAGCACGACGGGCGGGUGAAGAUCGGACACUACGUGCUGGGGGACACCCUGGGCGUCGGCACCUUCGGCAAAGUCAAGAUUGGAGAACAUCAAUUGACAGGCCAUAAAGUGGCAGUUAAGAUCUUAAAUAGACAGAAGAUUCGCAGUUUAGAUGUUGUUGGAAAAAUAAAGCGAGAAAUCCAAAAUCUUAAACUCUUUCGUCACCCUCAUAUUAUCAAACUAUACCAGGUGAUCAGCACCCCAACUGACUUUUUUAUGGUGAUGGAGUAUGUGUCUGGAGGUGAAUUAUUCGACUACAUCUGUAAACACGGGCGGGUUGAAGAGAUGGAAGCCCGGAGGCUCUUCCAGCAGAUCCUGUCUGCUGUGGAUUACUGUCACAGGCAUAUGGUUGUCCACAGAGACCUGAAGCCAGAGAAUGUGCUUCUGGAUGCCCAGAUGAACGCCAAAAUAGCCGACUUUGGACUGUCUAAUAUGAUGUCAGACGGUGAAUUUCUACGAACUAGCUGUGGAUCGCCGAAUUACGCGGCACCUGAAGUCAUCUCAGGAAGGCUGUACGCGGGCCCCGAGGUUGACAUCUGGAGCUGUGGCGUUAUCCUCUAUGCUCUUCUCUGUGGUACCCUCCCCUUUGAUGAUGAGCACGUGCCUACCCUCUUUAAGAAGAUCCGAGGCGGUGUGUUUUAUAUCCCGGAGUACCUCAACCGCUCUGUCGCCACCCUGCUGAUGCACAUGCUGCAGGUGGACCCCUUGAAGCGAGCAACUAUCAAAGACAUCCGAGAGCACGAAUGGUUUAAGCAGGAUUUGCCCAGCUACCUGUUUCCUGAAGACCCCUCCUAUGAUGCCAACGUCAUUGAUGACGAGGCUGUGAGAGAAGUAUGUGACAAAUUUGAGUGCACAGAAUCAGAGGUAAUGAACAGCUUGUACAGCGGUGACCCUCAAGACCAGCUUGCGGUGGCUUAUCAUCUGAUCAUCGACAACCGGAGAAUCAUGAACCAAGCCAGUGAGUUCUACCUCGCCUCGAGCCCUCCGACGGGCUCCUUUAUGGAUGAUAGUGCCAUGCAUAUUCCCCCGGGCCUGAAACCACACCCCGAGAGGAUGCCGCCUCUUAUAGCAGACAGCCCCAAAGCACGGUGUCCGCUGGAUGCGCUGAACACCACUAAGCCCAAAUCUUUAGCUGUGAAGAAAGCCAAGUGGCAUCUUGGGAUCCGAAGCCAGAGCAAACCGUAUGACAUUAUGGCUGAAGUGUACCGAGCUAUGAAACAGCUGGACUUUGAAUGGAAGGUAGUGAAUGCAUACCAUCUUCGAGUAAGAAGAAAGAAUCCGGUCACUGGCAAUUAUGUGAAAAUGAGCUUACAGCUUUAUUUGGUUGACAGUCGGAGCUAUCUCUUAGACUUUAAAAGCAUCGAUGAUGAGGUGGUGGAACAGAGGUCUGGUUCUUCAACACCUCAGCGAUCCUGCUCUGCUGCUGGCCUGCACAGACCAAGGUCAAGUUUUGAUUCUACCACAGCCGAGAACCAUUCACUUUCGGGUUCUCUCACCGGCUCUUUGACUGGAAGCUCUUUAUCUUCAGCUCCUCCCCGCCUGGGCAGUCACACCAUGGAUUUUUUUGAAAUGUGUGCCAGUCUGAUCACUACGUUGGCUCGUUGAUAAUCUCCCACUGGUUUCUGUCUUUCCGUUACUGCACUGUGAAAAUCACAUGUAUACUCUUUAAAUUAUUGUCUCACUUUUGGGUAUUACAUACUCUGCAAUAUAAAUUGAUGUGAAUCUUCCUGGGUGACAUGCGGUGUUAUUGGGAUUACUGAAAACACAAAAGUCUGGCAUUUUGUUUACUUUUAGAACUCUAUUAAUUCUAUUGUGCCUAUGAUAAAUUUGAAUAGGUAGUAUGUUUAAUGGAUAAGUGUUGAUGAAGUGUGUUAAUUUACACUUGUGAGUUUACUACACAGGACAAGCACACCUCACUGAUAACCAGCUAAUGUAGGGGCGGUUUGGUGGUGCCUCCUUGCUUCAUAUUUAGUGCAUGUAAAUCCAGUCUGCCUCCUAGAUCUCAGCAGGUGUCAGGCUUUCUAGAAACUUCUUGCACGAGAAGAUUAAGAAAUAGAAUAACUGUUAGUAAAAUAUUAUUUAAAUGAAGAAAUCUGAAAAUCCUGUCUCCCUAAAUAUCAGAAACCAAA
This is a messenger RNA of Acomys russatus (golden spiny mouse), 2238 nucleotides long. It is a transcript of the gene Prkaa2, whose product is annotated as protein kinase AMP-activated catalytic subunit alpha 2. Gene Ontology annotation, cellular component: cytoplasm. NCBI's taxonomy places the organism in Eukaryota, Metazoa, Chordata, Mammalia, Rodentia, Muridae. The transcript is spliced from 9 exons. Gene Ontology annotation, biological process: intracellular signal transduction; protein phosphorylation. The coding region runs from base 56 to 1714 and encodes 552 amino acids. Gene Ontology annotation, molecular function: ATP binding; AMP-activated protein kinase activity. The record is from RefSeq and is a predicted model, not a curated record.